Medicago truncatula (barrel medic) is the source of this 1708-nucleotide messenger RNA. Its product is annotated as serine/threonine-protein kinase AFC2. Gene Ontology annotation, cellular component: nucleus. Gene Ontology annotation, biological process: protein phosphorylation. The transcript is spliced from 11 exons. NCBI's taxonomy places the organism in Eukaryota, Viridiplantae, Streptophyta, Magnoliopsida, Fabales, Fabaceae. The coding region runs from base 156 to 1436 and encodes 426 amino acids. Gene Ontology annotation, molecular function: ATP binding; protein serine/threonine kinase activity. The record is from RefSeq and is a predicted model, not a curated record.
GUACGGUCAAAUCUUCUCGAAACCGCCUCAAUCGUUCUUAGAAAAUUAGGGUUCACUGUAACCAACGAAACCUUAUCAUCGUUAUUUCCCCUGAAACUCACCGUUUCGUUCAUCGUUCUUACAACAAAUUCCUCUGAUUUUUCUUCCGUACAAUCAUGGAGAUGGAACGCAUGGCUGAAUUCUCUCGCAAUUACAUGGAUCGCCCACCGAGAAAGAGAGCGCGAUUGGGUUGGGACAUCCCUGAAACCCCUAAGGCUCAGGUAGGAUUGUUUUGUGGACAAGAGGUUGAGAAUAUUUCAAGCUAUGCUCCUUCAGAACAUAAUAUCACUAGUUCUCUGUUUAAGGGAGUUGCUCGAAAUGGUUCUCCCCCAUGGCGAGAUGACGACAAAGAUGGCCAUUACAUGUUUGAGCUUGGAGAUAAUUUAACUUCUCGCUAUAGAGUCCACGGAAAAAUGGGUGAAGGAACAUUUGGACAGGUUUUGGAGUGCUGGGACAGAGAAAGGAAGGAGAUGGUUGCCAUUAAAGUUGUUCGUGCGAUAAAGAAGUAUCGAGAGGCAGCCAUGAUUGAAAUUGAAAUGCUGCAGCAACUUGGGAAACAUGAUAAAGGUGGCAAUCGUUGUGUGCAAAUACGGAACUGGUUUGACUAUCGUAAUCAUAUCUGUAUUGUGUUUGAGAAACUUGGACCAAGCUUAUACGAUUUUCUUCGGAAAAACAAUUAUCGUUCAUUUCCCAUUGAUCUUGUUCGCGAGAUUGGAAGACAACUAUUGGAAUGUGUUGCAUUCAUGCAUGACUUACACAUGAUCCAUACUGAUCUGAAGCCUGAAAACAUUCUUCUGGUUUCAUCAGAGUAUCUUAAAAUCCCCGACUACAAGAGUUCAUCCAGAGCACCGUGCUCCUUUUACAAAAGAGUGCCCAAGUCAAGUGCCAUAAAAGUUAUUGAUUUUGGAAGCACUACUUAUGAACGAGAAAACCAGAAUUACAUUGUAUCAACACGUCAUUAUAGGGCACCUGAAGUUAUCCUUGGACUUGGGUGGAGCUAUCCAUGCGAUGUUUGGAGUGUGGGUUGUAUAUUAGUCGAAUUAUGCACUGGUGAAGCUCUGUUUCAGACUCACGAAAAUUUAGAGCAUCUUGCCAUGAUGGAGAGGGUGCUUGGUCUUUUACCACAGCAGUUGUUGAAGAGAGUUGACCGACAUGCUGAGAAGUAUGUCCGAAGGGGGAGAUUGGACUGGCCAGAGGGUGCAAAUUCCAGGGAGAGUAUUAAAGCUGUAAUGAAGCUUCCUCGACUGCAGAACCUUAUAAUGCAGCAUGUUGAUCAUUCUGCUGGAGAUCUUAUACAUCUUUUACAGGGGCUACUUAGAUAUGACCCAUUUGAAAGAGUUACAGCUAGAGAUGCUCUGAGACAUCCAUUCUUUAUGAGAGAUCACCUUAGGAGAUGAUUAGCCAUUUUUAGAGGCCUAUUGUCUAAGUUGAAUCUGUCAAAAGUGCAAAUGCGUGUAAGGAGAAGGAAAGCUUGUAAAUAAAUAUUUAUAUUAUCAGCUUGUCUGAUAAGUGAAGAUGAUUAUACAACAGCACCUUCCCCUCCAAACCUCUAUGACCCAAUCCUUAUUUAUUUUAAAAUUUAAUGAACAUGUAUUUUUACAAACGACAGCCGAGUGGAAUGUAUAGAACAAAUGUGGAAUGUUUUGAAUACAUUAUCCAUAGAUACUCA